Molecule: messenger RNA, 567 nt
Organism: Syzygium oleosum
Lineage: Eukaryota; Viridiplantae; Streptophyta; Magnoliopsida; Myrtales; Myrtaceae
Product: kiwellin-1-like
Exons: 1
Coding region: 1-567 (188 amino acids)
Source: RefSeq, a predicted model, not a curated record
AUGAAUAACUUUAGCUUGAAAUGCUUGGGCUCAUUGCUUCUUGUUCUUCUGGCUAUGAGUUGUACGGAAGUUCAAGGUCAGUCUUGCAGACCGAGCGGCAGAAUCAGAGGGAAGAAUCCCCCUCCUGGACAAUGCAACACCGGGGACGACUCGGAGUGUUGCAAAAACGGCCAAAUGUACCCGAUUUACAAGUGUUCGCCACCAGUGUCGGGCCACACCAGCGCCCACCUCACCCUGAACAGCUUUGAGGAGGGCGGAGAUGGAGGUGGCCCAUCUGAGUGCGACAACCAGUACCAUUCUGAUGACACGCCUGUCGUGGCACUAUCCACGGGGUGGUUCGAUAACAUGAGCAGGUGCCUCAGGAACAUAACGAUCUACGGCAAUGGGAGGAGCACCCAGGCUAUGGUGGUGGACGAAUGCGACUCGACCAUGGGAUGCGAUGAAGAUCACGAUUACCAACCUCCAUGUGACAACGACAUUGUCGAUGCAUCCAGAGCUGUGUGGGAGGCCCUGGGGGUGCCCAAGGACAAUUGGGGCUGGCUUGACAUUACAUGGACCGAUGCCUAG